GUGGUCUUGGCUUGUAGACUCGAGCUUUUUGAGGAGCCAGGAUGGAGAGGGACGCUUGGAUAUUGGCUCGUCGGAACUGACUCUCACCAAUUGUGAACCUUCGACGACAACUCACUGUGACUCCACUCGCCGUUCCAACACACACAACAAGCGCAAACAUGCCAGCUCAAACGCGUUCCAAACGCAGCGCGUCAUCAAAGGACGAGCCCUCCGAGCCGCCUGCAAAGGCUGCCAAGACAGCAAAGCAGCCAGCAACGAAGAAGCAAGGAGGCAAGGUGGAGACUAAGCAGGCCAGCGACGGCACAGCUUCCACGACUGCCUCGUUGAUGAAGCGUUUGCUGAGCGAAGAGGUCUAUGCCCUUGCUUAUCCGAGAAUAGAAAAGGGGCACGGCGAGAAAGACUGGUCUGAAGAGGAACGCGUCAAACCGCUUCCAAAGGAGAAGGCGGGUCAAAUGGAAGCCGAGCAGCGCACAGACGCUGAUGGUGGUCAGGAUCGGUCGACGGGAAAAGCGCGCGGCUACACUUCGCCAGGCUUGACGCCCUUUGCCGAGCUCAUUUGCGCGAUUCUGCUAUCCAAGCCGCUAUCGCAUCGCCUUGGUCUGCGGACCAUCGCCACUCUCUUCAGCCCGCCGUUCGGUCUCUACACACCAGAAGCCCUGGAAAAAGCAGGCAAAGAGGGGAGGCGAGAGCCAAUGUACGAAGCGCGUACCCAGCACAAGGACAAGACUGCUGACCAGCUAGGUGAUGUCGUGCAAGGUCUCAGAGAAAUCUGCGGUGACAAUGAACAGGAUGUCAUCCAGCUCAAAGCAGUUCGCGAGGCUGUUCAGGGCCAGAAGCGAAAUGAAGCCGUGGAGACGGCUCGCAGCAAGCUCACUUCCGGCGUCAAAGGCUUGGGUCCCACGGGUGUAGACAUCUUUUUACGGCGGAUCCAAGCUCACGAAGGUUGGCAUGCAGUCUAUCCUUUCAUGGACAGUCGAACAGCUUCCAUCGCCGUUCGACUGGAGCUUAUCGACGAAAAAGCCGCUGGAGACUCUUUACGAGCUGCCUCGGAUCUCGACGAGAUGCUGAACAAACAUGUCAAGUCUGCCAGCGAUGAGAAGAGGCGACAAGCAUUUACUCGCUUGCUGGAUGUUCUCGUGGGACUUGAUCUCGAGAAGAAGUUGGAUGCGGUCAAGAAUGAUUCAUAGUCGCGAGGCGUAGCGUCGCGGUGGUUUGCCGCUUACAAUCGUGUGAUUGCGCAUUAUUAGGCUGCCUGCGCGUGAUCGUGUACAAUCCCACUCCCAAGCAAGCACAUUGUCUCGUACGUGUGAUCCGCGCUGGCUGCGUGCUGAUGGCGUCAGACUCACCAUUUUUGAGGCUGCAGGCAGCCUUCACAUUAGCCCUCCCGUCGCUGCUCCUGUCACUUGUAAUAAACCGAG
This is a messenger RNA of Ceraceosorus guamensis, 1418 nucleotides long. RefSeq lists its product as hypothetical. The transcript has a single exon. The coding region runs from base 159 to 1187 and encodes 342 amino acids. Lineage: Eukaryota; Fungi; Basidiomycota; Exobasidiomycetes; Ceraceosorales; Ceraceosoraceae. The record is from RefSeq and is a predicted model, not a curated record.